Molecule: messenger RNA, 1989 nt
Organism: Penicillium manginii
Lineage: Eukaryota; Fungi; Ascomycota; Eurotiomycetes; Eurotiales; Aspergillaceae
Product: ubiquitin-specific protease UBP1
Exons: 2
Coding region: 1-1989 (662 amino acids)
Biological process (GO): protein deubiquitination
Cellular component (GO): cytosol; nucleus
Molecular function (GO): cysteine-type endopeptidase activity; cysteine-type deubiquitinase activity
Source: RefSeq, a predicted model, not a curated record
AUGAACGCUCAAGGGAGAGCUGACAUCUUCUCGAACGGCCCCAUCUAUUACGCAAGCUCGAGCAGCCACGAUGCGACAUCUGCUACAGCACUGCAGAACCACCAGACUUUAGCAUACACCUUUGUCGGUCUCGUCUCUAUUUAUCUACUUGCGGACCAUUUUGGCUUCGCUCCAGUGUCCCUCAUCCAGUUUCUUUGGAACAUCUUGGUCUACAUAACGCCCUCGCGCAUCCUUGUCGCAUUAGACUCCCGAAUGUCGCCGUCCGAUUCCGACCCCUCCAACCCCUCGCAAAUGACCUUCCACGCCAAAAGCGAAUCCAUGCAACGUAUUCUCGGCCUCGACAGCACUUCCUUCCCUUCUUUUCCUCGUCCCAGGUCGCUUUCCGGUAUUGGCAGCGUUUUCUUGGGCAACAGCAGAGAUGCCACUCCUUCGGGGCUGGGAAACUGGGAUAACUCCUGCUAUCAAAAUAGCACAAUUCAGGGACUGGCCUCUUUGAAGUCUUUCUCGAACUUUCUCAAGCGAAAUGUCGAUGAAUUGGCGGAGAAGAGCCCACUGUCAACGCACCAAGCACUGCAAAGUAUUAUCGAGCUUUUGAAUAGCGCAUCGAACUCCGGAAACAAGUUAUGGAUCCCAUCGGAACUGAAGUCAAUGAGCAGUUGGCAACAACAAGACGCCCAGGAAUACUUUUCGAAACUGGUCGACCAAAUCGACAUCGAGAUUCGACAGGCUUCAAAAGGACAAACAAGGAACAUGGGGCUUAAGAUGGCUGGGCCGGAGGAAAACAUUCUUGGUGGCAAUACACAUGAGUCAACGACCGACGACGACUGCUCUAUAGCGGCUUCGACACACGAGGCGGCCCUUUUUCGCAAUCCCCUUGAAGGUCUACUCGCUCAACGAGUCGGGUGUACCAAGUGUGAUCACUACACCGCAUUGGAGGAAAUUGAAGGCGUGGAGUGUGCCAAAUGUACGCUCCUGCGUGCUCAACAGCAAUUGAAUAACCUCUUGGGUGAUAUUUCCGAAGUUGACAAGUUUGCGGACAAGUCCACGUCGCCUGGCUUGUCAGACGCCGUCCGAACUUCCGCCCAAACAAGACUCGAGGCCGUCAAUGCCGCCCUGGAGGCAGACGAUUUCGCCGAGAAGACGCUCACGGAAAAAUGCCAUAUUCCCUCAAAAAACCGGGUCACUUCCACAAAGUCUCGACAAGCGGUCAUUGCUCGAGCCCCAGAAUCUCUCAUUGUCCAUAUCAACCGAAGCCUGUUUGACGAGACGACCUAUUUACUCAAGAAGAACUACGCAGGCGUCAAUUUCCCCAGGAUCAUGGAUCUCAAUCAGUGGUGUCUUGGCGUUCGACCGACCGAAGAAUCCGGAGAUUCCCAUGAGAAAUGGAUUACGGACCCCUCCCAGUCAAUGCUCCCUCGUGCAGGUGAAGUAAUUGACAUUCCAAGCAGACGAUACGAGCUCAGAGCCAUCAUCACACAUUAUGGUCGACAUGAAAACGGGCAUUACAUCUGCUACCGCAAGUACCCCACGGCAGUUUUCCCAGCACCUGUCCCAGACGAAGUUCUACAGGCCGAAGGCGACAAGGAGAAACCGGAACGCUGGUAUCGACUCAGCGAUGACGAUGUCCAAAUGGUGAGCGAAGGCCAUGUGAUGUCACAGGGUGGUGCGUUCAUGCUUUUCUACGAAGCGAUCAAGGACAGCCUGUCCGAAUGCUCCGAGGAGGCGGUUGAUCCUGAAACCGUUCAGUUUGACCCAGCGGAGUCGCUAUCCAAUUUCACCAUGUCUGAAGACAUGUCCACGGCAUCUACAAUCACGGAUGCGGAUUCUAGCACAUCACGCGCAACUAGCGUUUCUGCCUCGGAUAAUCCUUUGCUUGCUGAUACAAUCAAGCUUUCGACUCCACCUUUGAAAACAGAAGAGGCGGUCGAUGUGAAUAUUCAGAACACCCCUGAUUCACUUACCUCCCCAUCUAUCGUCAGCGCGACCUGA